Molecule: messenger RNA, 3327 nt
Organism: Coffea arabica (coffee)
Lineage: Eukaryota; Viridiplantae; Streptophyta; Magnoliopsida; Gentianales; Rubiaceae
Source: RefSeq, a predicted model, not a curated record
AUGGGGAAAAAGGCUAAAAAGAAUCCCAGAAGUGGUCAUAAGGAUAAGCGGGUCGGCUGCUCUGCAAAAACUAAUUCUCAGCAGCAGAACACUAUUGCUAAUGUUGAUAAAACCACUGAUGACGGAACUACUGUAGUUUUAAAGGAUAAAAGAGUAUGCUCACAUCUUGAUAAGGGUGUGAAUUUAGAGAAGCUUUCUGCUAAAUUUGGGUCUUCAGAAUCAUUUAAGUGUGAAGAUUGUAGGGAUGGUGGGGAUGGUAGACGUGGGGGUAAGGGGAAAGUUAAACAAGGAAAGAAAAAGGGGGGUGCAGAGUCGAGAACAGAGUCUAAGGCCAUUUGGGUAUGCUUGGAGUGUGGCCAUUUUUCGUGUGGAGGUGUUGGAUUGCCAACAACUCCUCAAACCCAUGCCAUUAGACAUGCUAAACAGAACCAUCAUUCAUUAGCCAUCCAACUUGAAAAUCCUCAACUUCGUUGGUGUUUCCGUUGCAAUAUUUUAAGUGCUGAAAAAUCAGAAGAUGGUGUUGAAGAAAAAGAUGUAUUACAUGAAGUUGUUAAGAUGAUGAAAAUACGGCGGUCUGACGGUGCUGCUUUGGAUGCAGAAGAUGUUUGGUUUGGAAGUGGCAGUGUAACAAGUACUAUAACGUCAGAAAAGUCUGCAGUAGUUGGUUCAGGUGGUAGGGAUAGUUAUGUAGUUAGAGGGUUGAUUAAUUUAGGGAACACCUGUUUCUUUAAUUCUGUCAUGCAGAAUUUAUUGGCACUGGAUAGGGUACGAGGUCAUUUUUCAAUGGAUGGCUGUUUUGGACCCCUUACUGCUGCUUUCAAGAAGCUUGUUUCCGAGACCAACCCAGAUUCUGGCUUGAGAAAUGUUAUAAAUCCUAGAUCGUUCUUUGGUUGUGUUUGUGCAAAGGCGCCUCAAUUUAGAGGAUACCAACAGCAAGACAGUCAUGAAUUGCUUCGGUGCUUGCUUGAUGCUUUGUCUACUGAAGAACUGAGUGCAAAAAACCGGAACAAAUCUUCCCAGGAAGAUGGCAAUUCAGAUCCUACCUUCGUCGAUGCCAUCUUUGGUGGUCAACUCUCAAGCACAGUUACCUGCUUGGAAUGCGGAUACUCUUCGUUGGUCUAUGAGCCCUAUUUGGAUCUCUCACUACCAGUUCCAACGAAAAAGCCUCCUUCCAAAAAGGUCCAGCAAGUGAAUCGAGCCAAAAAACCUAAACCACCUCCGAGGAGAAAUGCAAGGAUCCGUCCUAAAAUGGUCAGAGAUACAAAUGAUUUACCAUCUACAAGUACAUCUGAUGCUUAUGUUGAUGGAAAGUCUUCUAGCACACCACAAUCUAGCGUACAUAUUCCUGAACAAAAUGUGGUUUCUUCUGGUGGUUCUGCUACUGAUGUAAGUGUUAUGGCUGAUACCAAGAGCAUAACUGCAGACUGUCUGUCAUCUGAUCAACAUGCUCAGUCCAACAAAGCUGUUGAAAGUAUUGUCGAGAAACCAAUUCCAGCAGAUGAUUUCACCUGGUUGGACUUUCUUGAGGCAGAUACAGUUUCAAACAAUGAUAACAUGACUUCUCAAAUGGAUGACCUUUCAAUCAAUCAUGGUUCUGCAGAUGAAAAUACUGUACAAAAUGAAGUAUUGCAAAAUUCUUUGGAUUCAUGUGGUGAUAAUAUUUCAACAUUUACAGAUACAGCAUGUUGCUCUCGUGAUGAGAUGCAGUUAGUUCACCACGGGAAAGAGAAGUUAUUGAAUGCACAAGAUAUGGCCUCACAAAUUGAUGAGAAAGUAGUCCUUGACAGUUCUGGAUGUGCUGAUACUAUGCAUAGUGAGGCUAAUUGGGAGAAUAGCUCAGAACUCAGCUCUUUGACUUGCUCUAGAGAUUUAAAUCUUGGAGUUGAUUCCUUGGGGAAAUUUUCAGAAGAGGAAACUCCAUUGCUUGUUCAAGAGUCUGAAGUUCUUCUGCUUCCAUAUAAAGAAGAUACCUGUGACAUAGUGAAGACAGAUGGUGAUUUCUUCUCAUCAGCUAUAGGUUGUGAACAAGAUUCAAUGGAAUUUGAUGGUUUUGGUGACUUGUUUAAUGAGCCUGAAGCUACAGGCCCUAGUAUGAAUCCCUCAUCCAUGUAUAAUGCUUCUGAGACAAAUGAAGUUUUACAUGCUGGUUUUGGGGGAAACAGCAGUGAGUCUGAGCCAGAUGAGGUUGACAACACUGAUGCUCCAGUUUCUGUUCAGAGUUGUUUAUCUUAUUUCACAAAACCAGAGCUUCUUUCAAAAAAUGAACAUGCUUGGCAAUGUGAAAAUUGUGCAAAGGUUUUGCAAGAACAAAAAAUCAGAUCAAGAAAGAAACUUCUGAACCCUUGGCCUGAAGAAAUGACAGAAUUGGGCAAAGCUACACGUGCCUCUGGUCUGUCACCUUUACAGGAUAGCAGCCCUUUUUCCUCUGAGGUGAGACAUCUAUGUAAUGGCUAUCUGAAAAAUGAGACAGUUGACCCAUCUGAUGACAGCUUUCGUCACACAGUACAGAGACUGAUGUUAAGCAGAAUGUCAUGUAUGGUGAGAAUGCUGAAUGGUGACAACUGCAAAAGACAUGAUGGUUCCCAUGUCAGAUGCACUGAUGGUAAAGUUCAAAAGGACAAAUUUUGUACAGGAACUGGUAAAUGUGAAACAGAAGAGACUAAGGAUGAUGAGAAGAAUGCAGAAAAAGUUGAGAGGGGCACUAAGAGAAUCCUAAUUAAUAGCGCACCACCUAUCCUAACAAUCCAUCUGAAAAGGUUCAGUCAAGAUGCUCGAGGGCGCUUGAGUAAACUGAAUGGCUAUGUGCAAUUCGACCGUACAAUAGAUUUAAAGUCAUACAUGGAUCCAAGGUGCAUGGAGAGGGACAGAUACAAAUACAAUUGUGGGGUGGUGGAACAUAUGGGAUCAAUGAGGGGAGGCCACUAUGUUGCAUAUGUGAGGGGAGGCAUGAAGAACAGUGGGAACACUGAAAGUCAGAAUGGAGAUUAUGUGUGGUAUCAUGCCAGUGAUGUUUACGUGCGUGAGGCUUCUCUGGAAGAAGUUCUUCACUCAGAGGCCUACAUUUUGUUCUAUGAAGAGUUUGAAACAUUUUGCAUUUUUUUGUUCAUUUCUUAUAAGAGUUUUGGUGCAACCAACGCACCAUAUGAGAGAGAGAGAGAGAGAGUCUAAACCAAAACACAAUAUCCAAUACAAUUCUUUUUUGAAGUGAAAUGAGUUUAAAAGAUGUACUAAUCAAGGGAAAACCAUGUUUUUUUCUUUUCUAUUGGCCCUGAUUUUGGAUCCAUAUUCGUUCUUGCCCCAAUUUGGGAAUACAAGUUUUAUUGAUCA